Daucus carota subsp. sativus is the source of this 1735-nucleotide messenger RNA. RefSeq lists its product as uncharacterized. Gene Ontology annotation, biological process: double-strand break repair via homologous recombination; DNA replication. NCBI's taxonomy places the organism in Eukaryota, Viridiplantae, Streptophyta, Magnoliopsida, Apiales, Apiaceae. Gene Ontology annotation, cellular component: chromosome; cytoplasm; nucleus. The record is from RefSeq and is a predicted model, not a curated record. Gene Ontology annotation, molecular function: 3'-5' DNA helicase activity; ATP binding; four-way junction helicase activity.
AAUGAAUUAAUAAAUAAAUAAAAUAAGUGUGGUCUGAGGUGCGGAAGAAAAGAGCGGGAAUCCAAAGUUAGGGCAGGGACAUAAAAGUGCAGCAGCAGGGUAUUGAGAAGUCUCUCUCUCUAUCAAGUGGAAAGCAACAUGGAGUCCGUUCUUAAGAAACAUUUUGGCUACUCAGCAUUCAGGCCGUAUCAGAAACAGAUUAUUGAGCAUAUUCUAGACGGAAAUGACUCUUUGGUGGUUAUGGCUACCGGCAGUGGCAAGUCAUUGUGCUAUCAGGUUCCUCCCUUGAUUUCAAAUAAGACUGCUGUGGUCAUAAGCCCUCUUAUUUCCCUAAUGCAAGAUCAGGUAAUGGCACUCAAACAGAGAGGAAUUAGAGCUGAGUAUCUCUGCAGUGCUCAGAUCGACUCCACUGUUCAAAGCAAGGCAGAGUCUGGCAUUUUCCAUAUCCUCUACAUGACUCCCGAAAAGGCUUCUUCUGUUUCCAACAGCUUUUGGUCUAAACUUCUAAACGUUGGGAUAUGUCUUUUAGCCGUCGAUGAAGCCCAUUGCAUUUCAGAGUGGGGUCAUAAUUUCAGGGUGGAAUACAAGCAAUUAGACAAAUUGCGUGAUGUUCUCAUCAAUGUUCCAUUUGUUGGAUUAACAGCAACUGCUACAGAAAAGCUGCAGUCUGAUAUUAUCCAGUCGCUUAAGCUGAAAGAUCCAUAUCUUGCUGUUGGCUCAUUUGAUCGUAAAAAUCUAUUUUAUGGAGUCAAAACUCCUAAUCACGGUUCAUCAUCUGUGUUCGAGUUUGUGGAGGAGAUCUUAAAAUGUGUAGCUAGUUCUGGUUCAAUUAUUAUAUAUUGUACCAGCAUCAAAGAUGUUGAGCAGAUUUCCAAAUCGCUUCUCGAGGCAGGAGUUAAAUCUGGAAUCUAUCAUGGUCAAAUGGCGAGUAAAGCUCGCGAGGAGUCGCACAGAUUGUUCAUAAGAGAUGAAAUCCAAAUUAUGGUUGCAACAAUUGCUUUCGGAAUGGGCAUUGAUAAGCCUGAUGUCAGGCAUGUCUUACACUAUGGGUGCCCUAAGAGUCUAGAAUCUUAUUACCAGGAAAGUGGGCGCUGUGGUCGAGAUGGUAUUGCCUCAAAUUGCUGGCUUUACAAAAGAAGCGACUUUGCAAAAGCUGAUUUUUACUGCAGAGAAGCACAGUCAGAAAGUCAGAGAAAAGCUAUAAUGGAAUCAUUCAUGGCUGCACAACAGUAUUGUAUGCUGAGAACUUGUAGAAGAAAGUAUCUGUUGGAGUACUUCGGCGAGAUCUGUGCAUACGAGAAUUGCGGAUACUGUGAUAACUGUACCAUCCCCGAAAAGGAGAUUGACGUUUCUAAACAAGCAUUUUUACUUAUGGCCUGCAUUAAGUCAUGUGGGGGUCGUUGGGGACUUAAUCUUCCUGUAGAUGUGCUUUGUGGAUCUCGAUCGAAAAAAAUUGUCGAUGCUCGAUAUGACAAGCUUCUGUUUCAUGGCCUAGGCAAGGAGGUUUCAGCAAACUGGUGGAAAAUUCUUGCUUCACAACUGAUUUCAUUUGGUUUUUUGACAGAGAAUCUUAAUGAUGUAUAUAAGACUUUCAGAAAAAUCUUCAAACCUAGAAUGAAUGGAUGGGCCAAAAGCGUGUGUAGCUUACCACAUUACCCGAUCUAAAAGACGAUCCAGCCCAUCAAACACUGUAUAAAACCUCAGCGGGAAUAGUCGUGGGGGUCUGGAUGAAGCG